Peniophora sp. CBMAI 1063 is the source of this 1326-nucleotide messenger RNA. The record is from the annotation of a GenBank genome assembly. Lineage: Eukaryota; Fungi; Basidiomycota; Agaricomycetes; Russulales; Peniophoraceae.
AUGAGACGAUUAGGAAAGCAAGGGAGGACGAAAAAGGAGAGGGAGGAUGACGAAGAAAGAGAGCAGGAGAAGGAGAGGGAGAGGGAGAGGGAGAAUAUGGAGUCUGCUGAAGGGAGCGGGAGCGGGCGCGCAGAGCGGGAAGACGCGGCGUCAGAUAGAAGGGAGACGCGGUCAACGUCACGCGCGGCGACGGAGGAGGCAGAGAGACAGGCACGCGCGGCGAAGGAGGAGGAAGAGAGAAAGGCGAGCGCGAAGGAGGCUGAGUACCGGGAAGUCGUCGCGAAUAUACUGAACGAAAUGGAGAAGGUAGCGCUUGAAGAUCGUGGCCGCCUUAUGGCUGUCUUCGUCAAGGGGACCCGCGACGCACCAGGAUUUGACGCUGAUCUUUGGGAUCAGCUAGUUGCGAGUCUGCGUCGCGCGCGCGAUUACGAUAAGAACCGGCGGAACACAGAAGUGUAUUUUCACCACCCCAUGUUCGUGGUGCUCGAGCAAGCGGGACGCAGAGCAGGCAGGGGCAUCAUUAUAUAUGCCGAGUUCGACGCGUGGAUGUCGAAGUCCGCACACGCCGCCGCCCUUCGCUCAGCGCCGCCAGUCCCGGCCGAGGACCCCGACACCACUCUCAUCAUUCCCAGCGACGACAUCCAGUGGAUGAGGCCGGAUCAUACGAUGACCCUGACCGUGAGGAGAGAGGCGCGCAAACGGAUGUACGGACAGCCCGCCGUCCUCGCGGAAUCGAUUAUCACCUUCGGCAUGCACGAAGGAAAGCGGGCGGUCAGUCGCCGUGAGUGCGACAAGUCGGGGUGGCCCGACACGAAGAGUGGUAUCAAGGACUUGGUGGCGAAGAUGGAGGUGGCGGGCAGGCAGGUCGAAUCCGCCUGCGACCUCUUCGCGCGGUCGGAAGAGUUUCGGCUCACUCCGAGACCAAAAGACGGAAAAGGCGGACCUUUCCUCGGCCCCUUCCUCCUCGUGAUAUCGGUCGGCGAUCUCUACUGCUUCCGGCCAUACGCUCCGCUUGCUACCGGCGAAGAGGAUAUGGGCACACUGAUGGCGAGGUUCAGCGAUUUGCUCAGGGAGGAGGUCAUCAAUGAAGAACUACACGAGCCAGACUUGGAUAAGGACAAGCUCGACCCGAAGACCUGGCCUCCCCCUAAAGCGCAGUCGUCGGGGCACUUUCCUUUGGACCCGUCGUGGUCGUUUCCGGUGAAGGCGACGGACUUGGAUGGCCUGGCAAAGCUCAAGACGGCCAUGGCGUGGUACCUAAAGAAGUGGGAUACUGUGGACGAGUAUGCGUGGUCAGUAGAAAGUGACGAGCCUGAAACAGAGUAG